AUGGAUGUUUGCAUCGUUGCCCAAGCAAAAACCUCCAUUCCAUUGGCUGAGAGAUGUCACGUGGUACCUACAUACGUGGAAGACGAAAGCCCUCCAGGAACCAACGAUUUGAACAAACUUAUCCAGAAUUCCCUUAUCCCGCUUCUGUGUCUUUAUAUUUCUGCCAGUCUUGCUGUUGCCUUCCUGGUGGCGUGCAUUGUCGUCUGCAUUAAAAGACAACACAAAAAGCCGAAGCGAAUCAAACCCUUUUACCUGACUUACCCUGCAUGGUACGACAAUCGAUCUUCCAUAUCCGGUUCAUCUUUGGUGUACGACCCACACGGCAUCCUCUCCGGCAACUUGCACACCCGCAGCACGCUUCUUGCUGACAGACUGGGCUUCAGCCGUCUUGACCCCGACUCAUCAGAUCUGCCUUCCAUGGUGUCCAGUCGUCGAGAGUCUAGACUGUGUCCAGGAAACCACAACUGCACAUGUAGCACUGUCAUCUCGGUGCUUCCCCACUCUGGAGAAGAAAGUGUGACAGGACAAACAGAAGGCGAUAAUGAGUUUUUCUUCCACUUCUAG
Messenger RNA from Candidula unifasciata, 564 nucleotides. The record is from the annotation of a GenBank genome assembly. Lineage: Eukaryota; Metazoa; Mollusca; Gastropoda; Stylommatophora; Geomitridae.